Molecule: messenger RNA, 255 nt
Organism: Guillardia theta CCMP2712
Lineage: Eukaryota; Cryptophyceae; Pyrenomonadales; Geminigeraceae
Exons: 3
Molecular function (GO): catalytic activity
Source: RefSeq, a predicted model, not a curated record
GUCUCGGUGCAGUGCAAGCCCGGCACUGAGAAUGACUUCAUUCAAGCUUCCGUUGAGAACGCCAAGAACAGUGUGAGGGAGCCGGGCAUCGCAAGGUUUGAUGUCCUUCAGAAUCAGGAGGAUGCGACCAAGUUCCUCCUCAUCGAGGUCUACCGCAGUGAGGCUGCUACCCUCGAGCACAAGGAGACCGCGCACUACAAGAAAUGGAGAGACACCGUCCAGGAUAUGAUGGCGCAACCUCGAUCGGCCUUGUGA